UUCAGUAACAAUACAGAUAUCACAGCGCGGGCACUGCUUUGAAUUGCCAAGCUAUUUUAUAUGUUUCCGCAACUGAAAGAAGCAUACUGUUAUGCUUUACAAUGGAUGUUCAUUUAUGUGGUUUGAAAUGCAAAUUAUAAGUAAGUUUUGAUGACCUUGACAUUUUGAAGGUGAAAUUCUGUGAUUUACACUGCAGCGGAACAAGAAAGUAUAGCUGAAGUUUCGAAAGGUAACGAGAUGGCGUGCGACAAGAUAGUGGUUGUUAAAGUACUCGAAGUGCUCCUAUGCUGCACAUGUGUUAUCUACAAGAGGCUGACAGAUGAUGAGGCCUUCCGCACCUUCUAUCUUCUCAAGAAAUUGUCCCGAGAGUGGCCUUUACUCAACAAUGUGACGUGGGAACAAAAUGGAGACUUCUUUACAGAUGUUGUACUUGGAAGUUACAUCAUCAUAACACUGGGUCUUCUGGUUGGUUACCUCUGUGGAGAGCUCAGAAAUGGCAGAAAGAUGGAAAAAUUCUUCCUUUGGAUGGGAGCUCUGCUGUUUAUUAUUGUUGGCAGCCUGGUAUAUGCAUCAUUGGAUUCAGUGCCCCCAGACCUGGUGGACAAUGCAGCUGUUCUAGGGACACUGGCACUCAUCACAGGGCUGUUGUUUCUCCUGGACAUUGGUCUGAGCAGACCUAAACCUCCUCAAACUAAACAGCUUUACAAGGCAACUCAGACAGAUACUGCCUCCAAUUCUGUUGAUCUACUAGAUAAAGUGCAUCGAGAUCCAAAUGGAGAUAGGGUUAUUGGAGAACUCAGGUCAUCGCUCAAAACCCGGAGGAGAACAGACGAUGAUCUCAGGUACCCUUCUGGUAGAGAUUCAACACCAGACUUAAUGCUCCAAGGAAAUGGAAGAAGCAUGGGAACUAGAGCAAUACAUGAUGAGCAGAUGACACCAGAAGGUUAUCGACGCAAUGGGAAUUUCCUACCACAUCAAAGUGUGGAUCGUGGUAGGCAGUCACGUGAUGGAUCUGUAAGACAGGAACUACAAUUUCCUUCAGACUUAGAGUUACAUCAUGACAGAGUUCCUAGAGACCAACCUGAAAGCCAUAUUCCAGUUAGCCAUUUUUCUUCAGGCAAGUAUCUCAAUCAACACAAUAUUCCAACUAGAGACCAAAGACCAUCUGACAGUCGUCGUCACCUAGGUCACCGCACAUCUGAACAAGAAAAUAGCAACUCCUCUUCAGGUGAACAAAGAUACCUGGAACAAGGUGAAAUCAGUCAAAGGCCUGAAAGUGUUACACCCGAACAGAAACACAGAUCAAGGCCCAGAGAAAUUUACAAUGAAAGUGACAGUGAUGUUGAUGAAAUUAUGCAUAUUCCAACUGUCUCCUUUCUCUUGACAGAACGUGGUGAACCUGUUGAAGUGAGGCCAGGAAGUGCAGAGAACAGUCACAGAAUUAAGCAACAACGAACAGGGAAAGGAAGUACUAAAAACACAAAACCUCUAUCCUUGAUGUCAGCAGCGUCCACUUCAGAGGAUGCUAUAAGCAUGCGAAGGAAAAGAACUCUCAUGGCAGCAGAGGAUGAACCAAAACAGAAACACUUAGGACGUGAAGAAAUACAAAGUCCAGAAACUCUUCCUGAUGAAAGACAAAAAGAAAAGUAUUUGUUUGGAGGUAAAGCAGCUGGAAAAGCCAGAGUAUCAAGCAGCCGUAGUUUGGAUAUAGAAGCUGGAAGAUCUGGCAGAUUUGAAGGUACUUCACAGUCACCUUCACCUGAUGUGGGACACUGGCGUUAUGACAGUCGUGAUGCAAAUCUUGUCCGUCCAGAAAGAGAAAUACCGUCAUCACCUUCAGACCCUGGUUUUGUAAGACACACUGCUCACAACUGGCCAGACUCAUCACCAAGAACUCCAUCACAGUCACCUAUAGAUUCUGUGACACCUGGAGGGUCCAGAAUACAGAACUGGCCUGACUCGCAUUCUAGAACUCCUUCUCAGUCCCCACAAAACUGGUCUGAAUCUGGAGCAUCACUUCACCAAGGACCUGAUUCACGCUCCAGGACACCAUCUCAGUCAGCACAAGACAUGUCAGAAUCUACUUCUCCCUCAAAUCACCAUGUUCGUUGGUUAGAAUCCCGUCAAUCAUCUGAUGAAGGCGAUUAUGCAGAUGCUUCACCACCACCUCCACCAUCCAGACCACCUGUACUGCAUCACCAACAAGCAUCAAGUUCUGGACAGUCACAGAGCAAAAAACAGCGACAAGUUGAGGAAGAGGAUGAUGAUGUCGAUGAAGAUAUGCCAGCAGGAGGUUCACUGACUACACAGCUGCUUCAGAAAUGGCUUAAACAACGAAAAUCAAAAGUUGGAAAAUCAAAAUCAAAUCCUUGAAGGAAGAGGUCGUUACACAACAAAGAUAUUGGAGAUACAAUUUCUAAGACUUUAUAAAAGAAAGCAAAGUUGCAAAGAGGAACAAAUAAGAAUUAGAAGUUCUUAAGGCCUUUUGUGUUCAAGAAAUGCUACGUGAACAAGUUUGCAGCAUUUCUGCUUUUCAAAGUUAAUCUAUAUCCUUUGUUUUAAUAUAGAUAACAGGGAAAUAGAGUUUGUACUGAGGUUGUGUGUGUGUGUGAGAGAGAGAGAGAGAGAGAAGGGGGGGAGGGGAUUUUAUGAAGCCAUCAGUAGUUAGACUACAUAGUGUCAAAUGGUAGGGUGACAGGCGAAAUAGGGAAAGGAAGCAGUCAUAGUCUAAUCAAGGUAUUUUCUCAGCAUUUCCUGGGUGGAUAAUGGAAAACUGACAGACUUCAUUCUGAAUAGAGGUUGUUCCAGCUGAAAUCGAACCAAGCACUUCCAAAAUACAAUUCUAGAGUUUUACCAUAAUUCCAGCCAGCUCAAUGAGAUUGUGUAGCAUUAACUUUUGAGUAGGAUCACCCAUAUGUGGCAGGACUUUCGCAAUCUGUGAAUACACUAACUAUAGCAGUCCUACAGCACCUACACAUCAACCAGUUCCAGGGUGUUGAACAUGGUGACACCCAUGAGGAUUUGAUAUGUAUUUCAUAAUGAUCUGGAAAAUUUUGUAUAAAAACAGACUUGACUUCAGAUGAAAUGCAGAUGUUUCAAUAAAUUGAAUAUGGCAUUGAAAUAUCAUUCAUCCAGCUUGUCGAGAUUGUACAGAUUUCUUCAUGAGCAAUUGAUAUUUGUUGCAAAUUUCCUGUCCAACAAUUUACUUUUAAGCAAACAAGUCAAAUCAAAAUAUAUACCUAAUGAGAAGAGAUCCUCUAGUACAUCUUACUAUGACAUGCCAGAUCAGGUGUUCCCUCAUCUCCAAUACUCCAAUCUCCAAUACAGAGUGAUCUGAAUUUUGAUUUGACAUCUGUAUCCAGGAUAUAGCUGGUCACAGUAGCCGAGCGGUGUAAGACAUUCACUGUCUUCGCUCGCUCGGAAGCUGGGAUCGUGGGUUCGAAUC
Messenger RNA from Cryptotermes secundus, 3445 nucleotides. RefSeq lists its product as uncharacterized. NCBI's taxonomy places the organism in Eukaryota, Metazoa, Arthropoda, Insecta, Blattodea, Kalotermitidae. The coding region runs from base 238 to 2373 and encodes 711 amino acids. The record is from RefSeq and is a predicted model, not a curated record. The transcript has 4 exons.